Molecule: messenger RNA, 555 nt
Organism: Dicrocoelium dendriticum
Lineage: Eukaryota; Metazoa; Platyhelminthes; Trematoda; Plagiorchiida; Dicrocoeliidae
Source: the annotation of a GenBank genome assembly
AUGCAGGCAAAGCUUACCCGGCUUCCUGAGGCAAAGCCAGUGUUCCGACCCAGACGUCCAGUCCCUCACGCAUCCCAAGCACUCGUGGAGCAUGAGCUUGAUCGAUUACAAAAGGCCGGAGUGAUCGAGCAAGUCAGUUUCUCACAAUGGGCGGCGCCUAUCGUUGUGAUCAGAAAACCGAAUGGCUCAGUUCGUUUGUGUGCAGAUUUUUCAACCGGCUUGAAUGCUGCAUUAGAACCCCAUCAAUACCCGCUUCCACUCCCAGACGACGUGUUUGCAAAGCUGAAUGGAGGAAAGUACUUUGCUACUCUGGAUCUGGCAGACGCUUAUUUGAAACUGCAGGUCGAACCGGAAAGCAGAAAGCUGCUAACAAACAACACGCAUCGCGGCCUUUACCAGUAUAAUCGUUUGCCAUUUGGAGUAAAAACUGCACCUGCAAUCUUUCAACAAGUUGUGGACGCUAUGUUGACUGGCUUGACUGGAGCAGCAGCCUAUCUAGAUGAUGUCAUCAUAAUGGGCGGAACCCAGGAGAAAAUUGUUUCAACGAUUGGAUGA